UCCUUGAGCAUAAAAAAACACAAGGUAAACCAUUAUAAUAAUAAGCAUAAUAACUGUAAAACCUAACAGGGAACCAGGGGAAAGAACAGAAUAAAAGGUAAAAAUGAAAGGUUAAAUCAAUUGGGUGAGACCAGAAUUAACUUUAUUUAUUCCUUGUGAAAUAUUACAUUUAGUUGAACAUUACGAAUGAUUAAACAUCGUCAUCGCCAUCGAAGGAAAAGUAACAUUCAUUUGCAACGGUUUUCCCAUCUAAUUGUGCAUUUGUGUGAUUAAAGUUCAAAUUUUGCCAAUUUAUUUGUUAAGGUUUAAAGGUUGAUUUACAUUUGUAAAAGUGUCUCUUAAAGACUUGCAAUUGCCUUAAGUUUGCUUUUUACCCAAUUUUACCUUUACUUUGUGUUAACCAGUUUAUUGUAAUGGGUUGUACAACUUCAAAGACAACUCCAAUUACGCUGAGUGAUGAUGAUAUUGAAUAUUUAACUCGAAACACUAGCUACUCUGAUCAAGAGAUUCGCGAUUGGUACAAGGGUUUCCAAUCAGACUGUCCGGAUGGACGGUUAACCAAGAAAAAGUUUCUCGAAAUAUAUUCAAUGUUUUGUCCCGAUGGAUCGCCCACUCAAUUUUGUGAUCACAUUUAUCGUACAUUUGACUCAGAUGGCGAUGGUUACAUUGACUUUAAAGAGUUCCUUCUGGCUGUUGGUAUAACAACUGGUUCAAAUCCACGAGAAAAGCUUAAAUGGGCCUUUAGAAUGUACGAUAUUAACCGAGAUGGACUGAUUGAUGUGGACGAAAUGAGCAAAAUAAUCAAGUCUUUAUACCAAAUGUUGGGCUCUGAUAGUGUGGCUUUCAACGAACAGGAUAAAAAGGUUCAGUUCAUCUUUGAUACAAUGGAUUAUAAUCGAGAUGGUAAAGUUUCAUUGGAAGAGUUUAUCGACGUUUGCAACCAAGACGAUCAAUUGGCCAAGCUUUUGUGUGUCGGUACAGCAGCAACUUGAACCACUGGUUGACCGAGAUGAGGCUCAAUGGCAAGUUGAACCCAAAUGAGUCGAGAGUCUACAGAGUCUGUAAUCCCAGGGAUUCAUCAUCCUUCACUUUUCAUCUCAAUUUUCAGUCAACUUUAACAUCAUCAUAAUCAUCAUUUUUCAUAAUCGAAAUGCUUCUUAGAGAUUCAGAUUGAACUUUGUUUCGCCUUUUGUUCAGCAUCUUUACCUUGACCAUUUGAGCAACAGUUUAGUCAACCUUUCAAUGUUGAGCAAAAGAUUGAAGACUUAACAAAAUUUCAUUGAUUCAUUUUGUAUCAAAUGUAUCAUUCAGGAUGAAAAGGUUAACCACUUCAACUUAUUCACAACUUUCUCAGGAUUCCAUUUAUGUUCUUAAUCACGGAAAUACGCUAAGCGUAACCAUCAAUGUAUCAUGUUUGAAUAUAAAUAAAUGAAUUUCUUUCAAUCGUUUA
Messenger RNA from Tetranychus urticae (two-spotted spider mite), 1450 nucleotides. RefSeq names its product neurocalcin homolog. The record is from RefSeq and is a predicted model, not a curated record. NCBI's taxonomy places the organism in Eukaryota, Metazoa, Arthropoda, Arachnida, Trombidiformes, Tetranychidae. Gene Ontology annotation, molecular function: calcium ion binding.